UUCUACGCGAACUAUGGGUUCGAGCCUGAUUCCGAUUGGCAUUCGCGCAGAAGGAAGCUGGACAAUGCCAAUGUUUCCAGUCCCGUACCAAAGUUCAAGUGGAAAGCUCUUUGGAAAACUAUGAGGACAGAUAUUUUUAAGGCACAGGCCCGGCAGAAGAAAUGGUAUGACCAGAAGCAUAUGAAACCUCCACAACCUGAAGAUGGGGAUAAGGUGAUGAUGGACCGACGCAAUAUGGUUGCCAAUCGACCCUCAAGCAAGCUUGACUACAAGAAACUAUGUCUCUUUGAGGUUGAUGAGAAACUUGUUGUUGCGUUCUACACGCUGAAGCUUCCCUCUUAA
Messenger RNA from Morchella sextelata, 342 nucleotides. RefSeq lists its product as uncharacterized. The annotation marks the transcript as partial. The record is from RefSeq and is a predicted model, not a curated record. Lineage: Eukaryota; Fungi; Ascomycota; Pezizomycetes; Pezizales; Morchellaceae. The transcript has a single exon.